Oncorhynchus mykiss (rainbow trout) is the source of this 2728-nucleotide messenger RNA. Its product is annotated as E3 ubiquitin/ISG15 ligase TRIM25. NCBI's taxonomy places the organism in Eukaryota, Metazoa, Chordata, Actinopteri, Salmoniformes, Salmonidae. The record is from RefSeq and is a predicted model, not a curated record. Gene Ontology annotation, molecular function: zinc ion binding; protein binding.
CAAACUCUCUUCUGAGGAAACAAAACUGAGUCUCUGUGUCGUCUGUAUGUGUGAGAGUGAACAACCGUCCAAAUGGCUCAGCAGGGAGUUCUGCUGGACCAUGACCAGUUCGGUUGUUCUGUCUGUCUGGAUCUACUGAAGGAGCCGGUCACUACUGCCUGUGGACACAGUUACUGUAGGAGCUGUAUUGAGGACUGCUGGGAUCAGGAUGUUCUGAAAGGGGUCUAUAGCUGUCCUCAGUGCAGAGAGACCUUCACUCCAAGGCCUAAUCUGAGGAAAAAUAACAUGUUGGCUGAGAUGGUGGAGAAACUGAAGAAGACAGGACUCCAGGCUGCUCCCCCUCCUGCUCUGUGCUAUGCUGUACCUGGAGAUGUGGCGUGUGAUUUCUGCAUUGGGACCAGAAAGCAGAAAGCCCUCAUGUCCUGUCUGGCGUGUCUGGCCUCUUACUGUGAGACUCACCUCCAACCUCACUAUGAAUCUCCUGCUUUCAAGAAGCACAAGCUGGUCAAAGCCACCGCACAACUACAGGAGAAGAUCUGCUCUCAUCAUGACAAACUGCUGGAGGUUUACUGUCGUACCGAUCAGCAGUGUAUCUGUUAUCUGUGUACAAUGGAUGAACAUAAAGGCCAUGAUACUGUGUCAGCUGCAGCAGAGAGGACUGAGAAACAGAAGCAGCUGAGGAUGAGUCAGCAGAAGAUCCAGCAGAGAUUCCAGGAGAGAGAGAAGGAGCUGAAGGAGCUCCAACAGGCUGUGGAGUCUUUCAAGCAUUCUGCACAGGCAGCAGUGGAGGACAGUGAUCAGAUCUUUACUGAGAUGAUCUGCUCCUUUGAGAGAAGGCGUUCUGAGGUGAAGGAGCUGAUCAGAGCCCAAGAGAAGGCUCAAGUGAGUCAAGCUGAAGGACUCCUGGAGCAACUGAAGCAGGAGAUAGCUGAGCUGAGAAAGAGAAGCACUGAGUUGGAGCAGCUCUCACACACAGAAGAUCACAUCAAUUUCCUCCAGAGUCAUCAGUCUCUCUCCAGUAUCAGUGUAUCUUCAGACUUACCCAGCAUUGUUGUCCAUCCUCUUCAGUACUUUGGAGAUGUGAGUAAGACUGUGUCUGAACUGAGAGAGAAACUAGAAGACUUCCUUAAAGGAGAAUGGACCAAGAUCUCGUCUACAGUGAAUAUAGUGGAUGUUGUACUGCCUCCAGAGCCCAAGACCAGAGAACAGUUGUUACAACAUUCCUGUAAGCUCACACUGGACCCAAACACAGCAUACACACACCUCUCUCUGUCUAAAUGGAACAGAAAGGUGACCUAUACACGCCAAAUCCAACCAUAUCCUGACCAUCCAGACAGAUUCACCAACCACUACCAGGUUUUGUGUAGAGAGGGUCUGUCUGGACGCUGUUACUGGGAGGUGGAGUGGAGUGGUUAUGUUAUUACAGCAGUCUCCUAUAAAGACAUCAGCAGAACAGAGACAGGUAAUAUAUUUGGACUCAAUAACAAGUCCUGGAGUUUACAGUACCAGUGGUUUAGUGAUGGUUAUUGUUUCAGACACAAUAAUGUUGAGACUAAAAUAUCAGGCCCUCAGUCCUCCAGAGUAGGAGUGUACCUGGAUCACAAGGCAGGUAUUCUGUCCUUCUACAGUGUCUCUGACACAAUGACCCUCCUCCACAGAGUCCAGACCACAUUCACUCAGCCCCUCUAUCCUGGGUUUUGGCUACGUAGUUGUAAAAAUACUGCUGAGCUGGUUAAACUGUAGUAGGGUCCACAUAGAUACUAGUCAUGCUGGUGUAGUCUAUAGCUGAGCUGGUUAAACUGUAGUAGGGUCCACAUAGAUACUAGUCAUGCUGUUGUAGUCUAUAGCUGAGCUGGUUAAACUGUAGUAGGGUCCACAUAGAUACUAGUCAUGCUGGUGUAAUCUAUAGCUGAGCUGGUUGAACUGUAGUAGGGUCCACAUAGAUACUAGUCAUGCUGGUGUAGCCUAUAGUUGAGCUGGUUAAACUGUAGUAGGGUCCACAUAGAUACUAGUCAUGCUGGUGUAGUCUAUAGCUGAGAUGGUUAAACUGUAAUAGGGUCCACAUAGAUACUAGUCAUGUUGGUGGUGAUGGGCCCCAGAUGUGAUGGUCUGUUUUUCUGUACAAUAAUUUGUCUGACUGUAUAGUUGAAUUAAUGUAAUAUACUUAUUCUUAUCAAAUACAAUGUUUUAAUCUUGUACAUUUCCAUGAAUCAUGAUGUAUGGUGUUGAUGUAUAUUGGUUGUCAUUCAGAACCAUUGAUAUGUUUUCUCAGUUUUCUCAAUCUAUGUAAUUCUCCUCAGUGGCAUUGAACAGGUAGUAUCACUAACUAACUAAACUAUAUGGAACAGAAAGUAUCACUAACUAACUAACUAAACUAUCUGGGACGGACAUAGAUUAAUCCUAGAAGUAUGUUCAGUGGAGAUUCUCAAUGUAGAUGUCCAGGAAACCUGCCCGAAAUUUGGCAUCUUUCAUCCUCCCAAACUGCUCAGUCAAGCAAAAUUAAAUCUGUCCAGCAGGUGGUGCUAUUGACCAAACAAUAAAAUCAGCAGAUAUCUUGACUUGCCACUCAGUUUAUCAGUAAUGUUCAGAAUAGUACUUUAAUAUCAUUGGAGAUUGAUGGUCUUUUUAAUCCACUAUCCAGAGUCAGGAACAGAUGAAGUUGGGUCUGCUACUGUUCAGUGAUUAAAUAUGACUUAUGGUGAUGGGAAAUAAAAAAUACAACAUUAAA